CUACGUAUGUGCUAAUAUUGUUUUUAGUAAUUCUUUUUAUGUGUAAUAAAUGCUACCUUAGCCUGCAUUUUCAUCAAGAUGGCUGAAGUAUUAGCAGGUAGUGAUAUUUCUGAGCAGAAAAAGAAAAAUAUUUUGGAAGAAAAGAGCCAUGAAGACCUAGUGAAAAUUGUAAAGAAACAACUGACUUUGUUACAAAAAGCAAAAGCAAAAAGUGAUGAACUAAAUGCAAAAUGUCAACAGUUGGAUCAAGAAAAGAAUUCAAUAGCUGUAGAUUAUGAGGAAAAUGAGAAGAAACUUUCUGAUGAAAUCAGCUUACUCAAAUCCAAUAAUUUAAAGCUUCUUGAAGAAAAAAAAAAAUAUGAGCAUGACAAAGAAAUGGAAAUUUCGGACCUUCACAGAGAACUUGAAGAAAUUACUUCUGAAAAAAAUAAAUACUUUAUUCAAUCUAGAGAUUGCCAAGAACAAGUCCAAUGUUUAACCAUGCAGUUAGAUACAUUGAAAGCUACAUGUCAGUGUCUGCAAGGAGAAUUGCAAAAGCUCCAAAGUUCUAACAAAGACAUAUGUGACGAAAAUGCAGUCUUGGUCAGUGCUAGAGAUUCUGCUUUGCAAUCACUUAAGGAAGCAAAAUUACAUUUAGAUAACAAAUCUAAAGUGCAUGAACAAUGUGUUGAUGAAUUCGAGGAAUUAAAAAAGAAAUAUAUGAUUUGCUUUGAUGAAAACUGUUCUCUGAGGUCAAAUGUAAAAUCUCUUGAAGCCAAAGUUGAGAAUGUUGAAGUGGAAAAUAUGAAACUUACCAAAAACAUCAAAGAGAUGGAAGCAGAUUUUUCGUCCAAGCUGGCCGAAAAAAAUGUGACUGAUGACAGCAAUGAUUUCUCUGUUCUUAUUAUGGAUAAUCAAAAGCUCAGAGAACAAGUUGAUUUUCUAAAAAGUGAAAUUGAUGAACAUAAACAAGACCAUAAUGAGCAUAGGCAUUCACUGGAAGAUCAAAAAGAAUUUAUUGAAAUAAAAAAGGAAAAUUCUCAGCUUCAGAAAGCUUUAAUAGAUCUAGAAAGUUCUGUUAAGGAGUUGAGAACUGCAAACAAAGAUCUUGAGGAAAAGAAUAAAAAUAUAUUAUUAGAGUUAGAAUCUUUAAAAACUAAACAUUCGGACACACUAUGCUUGAUAAAUACUAAUGCUGAUGAGAAACAAAAACUGGAAAGUGAAAUACAACGACUCACAGUUCUUCUUGAACAAAAUAGUUUUAGAGGUGAUUUUGAACAUGCACUACUAUAUGGUGCUCCAACUGAUAGUUUGGUCAAUAUUGACAGAAAAUCUGAACAAAUUAAUGCUUUGCUGGAAGGGAAGGACACCAGUACUAGUGCAGAAAAUUCUUUGAAGUGUAAUAAAGUAGUUGAUAUGAAUGAGUUUGGCAUUUCUGAACCUUCACCUGGUUUCGAAAUGGCUGUUCUUGAAGGAGGAGAUGUUGGGCAGUUAUUUCCAUCAGAGUAUGUUCAAAAUGAAAAUUUUCUACCAUCUGAAAGAAGAAAAAAGGAACCCAUUCUAAUGAUUGAAUUGGGAGAUAAUUUUUACAUGACAAAAGAAGAAAUCAAAGAUUUAUUAUUUAAACAUGAAGAGUUGCAAAAAGAAUAUGAUGUUAUUAGCCGAGAAUUUAAUUUUAUGACUGCAAAAUUGGAUACUUGUUCAUCUCUACUGCAAGAAACUUUAGAACAAAAUGAAGAGUUAAAGUUGAAAUUAAGUCCUGAAAUGAAGCUUGAUAUUAUAGAAUCUACUUAUUCAAUUGGAGCAUCCGUGGGGGAUGAGUUCCAGAAGAAGAUUUCUUCUGAUGAACAUGGUGCUUUUGUGGAUAAGUUGGUGGAAUCGGGGGAUGCUUUUUAUAAUUCAGAUGUAGGUGAAAUGAAGGUUUCAGAUAAUGUAGAGUAUCAAACCAUUGUUCCAGAAAAUAAUAAGGCAAAUAAAAAAAUUGAUGAAUUACCAGAAGCUCUCUCGGAAUUGGCAAAAUUUAAUACAGAGUUGAAAGAAAAGUGUGAAAUAAUUGAGAAACACAAUUCUGAGCUUAGCGAAAAGUUCGAUAAAAAAUGUGCUGAGUUGAAUGAUUUUAAUUUGCAACUUGAGUUGCUGGUCAUUGCAAUUAAACAAGGUGUUCGACAAAAAAUUAGCACAACAUACAGGACUGAAAAUGAACUGACUGAAAAUAUGAAUUUAUUAAAAUCACUUUUGGAUGAUCUUGUGUCAAGGUCUAAUAAUAAUGCUUUGAAACUUAAAACUAUGGAAUCUGAUUUAGAUGAUGUUGUGGCUCAAAAAUCAAGUUUAGAGGAAGAAUUAAUUCAACUUAAAGAAUUGAAUCAGUUUUUAGAAGAUGAAGCUUUGGAACUGAAAGAUGAAGUUGAGCAAUUAAAGAGCAAUCUGAAGGAAAUUGGAAAUCCGGAAAUGCUUCAUAAGAAAUAUGAAACUUCCUCAGAAUUGUACAGCAUUGAAGAAGAUAAUGAGUUGGAAGAUAAAAUAGUUGUGUCUGAUGCACCCCUUGAUAAUGAUGCAGACAAUGAAAAUGUUAGUUCUGUGACAACAGAAAAUAUCUUACCAUAUGGAAACAAAAGUUUAUGCAAUGCUUCAACUGAAGUAUGUAUUGUUCUCAAUGACCUAGCAACUCAAACUGACUCUUAUAGUGAAAUGAAGAAUGUUGAUACGGAAGAUGCUUUGAAUGAAGAUGUCUUGGAUGAUAAAUUAAGCCCUAAAAAGCUUUUAGAAGAAAAUAUUGUAUUGAAAGACACAAUUUGUGAUAAAUCAAAGCUAGUUGAAAGAAUUCACUGUGAAAUGGAUUCACUCUUAACAAAAGUUGAAGAACUUACCAAUGAAUUACAAGAAAAAGAAGAUGAUUUAAAUGCUGUGUCAUGCAAAAGAUCUGAUCUUGAAAGAACUUUGAAUAAAUAUUGUUGUAUCGAAGAACAACGAAUGACUGCUUUGAAAACUAUUUCUGAGGCAAUUUGCUCACUCAAAAUAACAAAUGUUGAACUAUCUUCAGAAAUUAAAGCAUUCUUUUCAGCUUUUAAUGAAACUGUUAAUGAGUUAAAUAAGAGAAUAGCUGAUGUUAUUAAUUUUAUUUCUUCAAAAACUGUUGAUUUGGAAACUGAAUGCUCCCAUGCAGCAGCACAUUUUAGUACCGUAAAAGAAAGCGUUUCUUCUACAACAAGUGACUUUGAAUUGUGGAUAAAUUUUCUCAACACCAGUAUUAACUCAUGCAUGGAUAGUAGUAGGAUGGAAAACAAUGAAUUAGAUAAACUUACCAAAACAUUUCUAAAUUCAAUAUCAAUAGAGCAAGAAUGUUUGAACCACUUGUGCUGUACUAUAUCCAAUGAUAUGCAGCAUUUUCAGACCACAAAAAAUAAGCUAUUAUCUGAAAUUCAUAACUAUUGUACAGUAAUUAAUGAUUCUGUGAUAAAGGAAUUGAGUGAGUAUAAACUAAAAGUUGUGCCAUCCUUGGAAAAUAUGGUGAAAACUUUAGAAAAUAAGUUAAUGGAAUGUUCAAACAUUUCUAACGCAGCUGAUGAUGAAUCUCAAAAAAGUAUGGAUGAAAAUGCGUCUACUGAAAGCCUAAAAAAGCAGCUAGAGGAAACUGAAACUAAAAUGAAUAAGUUUAAACAAAUUGCUUUAAAAUUAAAAAAGGAAACUGCUUCAUUUAAAAAACAGUGUGAAGAAAUGGAAGCUGACAAACAAAAAACUUUGAAAGAUGUCAACAACUUGCAACAAGAAGUACUGAAGUUAUCUACAGAAAACUAUGAGUAUUUACAAAACUAUCAGAGCUUGCAAAACGAAUAUGACAAAUUACAAGAUGAAUUUGAUGUCAAAGUGGUGCACAACAAGAAAAUUGAAGAUGAUUAUGCAAAUUUAUUAGUUCAGCACAAUGCUGGCAAAGAGCAAAUAAAUGAGUUAGAUCUGGAAUUGAAGAAGUUAAAAGAAAGGUUAGAAACUAUUACUUUGUUUAAGCAUGAAAUGGAAGCAAAGCAAGCUGAACUUGAAAGUAAAGUCAUAGUGCUUGAUACUGCAAAUCAGGAAAAAAUUAAACGAAUUCAAGACCUUGAAGAAGAAGCACAGAAAAAGAUGAUUGACUUCAAAUCAACUGUUGAUGAAAAUAAAGCUCUCAAAGAAAAACUAGAAUUAGCUCAAAAGGAAGGAAAGAAAAAGAAUUUAUUGGAUUUAGAAAUGGCAGAUUAUGAAAAGAGCAUCACAGAAUUGAAUAACCAAAUACAUAAGAAAGAUAAUGAAAUUGUAGAACUACAGAAUGACAUUAAAUGCUUACUUGAAAAAAACAGUGCUUUGCAGGAGGAAAUAAAAUCUACGGAAAUGCUGAAAAAAACUGAAGAAGAAAGAGCUGUAAACCUGAAAGACAUGUUAGAGAAAAUAAAAGUAGAUCUGAUGUCUGUUAGAGAGCAUGAAACAGAAUUGUUGGGACAGAAUUCUUCACUUCAAAUUCAACUAGAAAUAAUGACUCAAAAAGAAGAAAAUUAUAAACUACAUUUGUCUGAAACUUCUAUAGAAGCGCAAAAUUUAAAAGAAUCUAUCAAAAUGUCUGCUGAGAAUCAUCAAAGGAUUGUGAAAUCUCUUGAAUCUAAAAUUGCAACACAAAAACAGGAAAUUUUAAUUGCCCACAAAGAAGUUGAAAGUGUCAAGCAAGAAUUUGAAAAUUAUAAGAUUCGAGUUCAUAGUGUAUUGAAACAACAGAAAAACACUACUCCAGGAAUUACUUCUAUUGAAGCAGACUUGAAAGAAAAACUUGAAACUAUGAAUGAGAAAUUAAAGUUACAAAUAAAGGAUUUAAGUGAAAAGUCAACUGCUUUGACACUUGAAUAUGAAACACUUCAAGAAGAGCAUGAUAAUCUUUUGCAAAGAUAUAAUAAAAUUCUAGAUGAGAGAGAAAAGAAAGACUUAGAGUGGCAACAUAGGCUUGACCAAGUAACUGCUGAGAAAAACAGAAUAGCUGCUGCACAGGAAGAACUAUCAUCUCAACAUUUACUGCAAAAUGAGAUGUUAGUCGCAACUUAUAAGAAGCAGAUAAAAAUAAUGAGUGAAGAGCAUAAACGAACAAUCAGUGAUCUUCAAAAGCAAUUAGAUACUGCUGAUAUUGAAAUAUCACGCCUUCAAAGGGAACAACAAAAGCCUUAUGGAGCACCUUCUACUCCUUCUGUUCCUGAUAAUAAUGUUCCAUUUGACAUCUUUUCCCAAGAAAGACAAGAAGGAGAAGGCUCAGAAAGCACUGACGAAAUAACCACCCCUGUUCGACAAUUAUCACUUGCUACCAUUCCAACUUCUGGUUUCUUGCCAUUUGAUAAAUUGCUACAGUCACAACUUGAACCUGGAACCCCUGCAAGUCUUGCAUCUACACAUGAUUCUGAAAAAUUGCUUACUGAUUUAAAUGCUGCUAAUAAGAAAAUAGAUCAUCUCAGUGAGCUCUUGAAUGAUAGCGAAAGUGCCAACCUUCGAUUUGGUGAACAAAUAAGAGUUCUUAAGGAAGAAGUAAGGAGAUUGGAGAGAAACAAAGAAAGAGAACAACAUGCAGAGAAUUUAGAGUAUUUGAAGAAUGUUUUCAUUAAGUUUUCCACUUUACAACCUUGCAGUGAAAAGGCAAUGCUAAUACCUGUUUUGACUACAAUGUUAAAACUUAGUCCAAAUGAGCAACAACAGUUGAAAGAAAUUGCUGGAGAUGUUGAUCCAGCUGAGUCGGCCAGUUCUGGAUGGGGGAGCUAUCUUCAUCGGUGGUCAGGUCUUGCAUAAAGAAUUUGCAGAAGCAGCAACCUUGUAUUUAAAGCAGGCUCAUGAAAAUAGUGUUGGAACUUCAGUUUAUCUCAAAGUUUAUAUUUAAAAUAUUCUAUCUUUAUGUCUUUAAAAUAUAUUGAUUUUUAUAUUUUGCAGUAUCUGUUAGUCAUAGAAAUGAAUUUAAUGUUUCACUCAUUAACAUAUCUGUCACAACUUUUCUCAUGCUCAUAUUUGUAAACCUAAAUACAGAAAAAUCGACUAUUAACAUGCUCUGAGCCCAGCUAGGCUGGUCCUAGUUAGUUUUAUGCAAGAUUAAAUACAGUUACCUUUAUUUCAAAACUAAAUUAUUGGACAAAAUUUGAGAUUUUUACUGUAGUUUUCAAGUAAUUGCAGUUUUACAAAAUCUGUUGGGGAUUUAAUGGCGUAUGACACAGUGAGAAACAAAGGGGUGUAAACGUACUUCUUAAAGUUUGGAGUAAAAAAAUUUAAAGUUUAAACUGUGGAUAGGCUUUUACUAAAAACUUUCUAAAUCAUGCUGCACAGCAUCACUUUCCAGGGCUACAAUCAACAAUCUUUUUCCCCAAAACAGAUGAGAGUUUCUCUUAUUGUUUAUAUUUAGCUACGCCCAAAUAUUUAGUUUUGGCACUUACAUCCCUUUUGCUUCUAGGCGCUAGUUUUCCAUGUUUUAAACAUUGUUUUAUUUUUUCAAUUACUUCAGAUAAAUAUUGAUAUUGGUAUGCUUGCUAAAUACUAUUUAAUGGUAGUAUAAAUAUUUAGUUAGA
Molecule: messenger RNA, 6530 nt
Organism: Uloborus diversus
Lineage: Eukaryota; Metazoa; Arthropoda; Arachnida; Araneae; Uloboridae
Product: GRIP and coiled-coil domain-containing protein 2-like
Exons: 22
Coding region: 79-5766 (1895 amino acids)
Source: RefSeq, a predicted model, not a curated record